Owenia fusiformis is the source of this 4432-nucleotide messenger RNA. The record is from the annotation of a GenBank genome assembly. NCBI's taxonomy places the organism in Eukaryota, Metazoa, Annelida, Polychaeta, Sabellida, Oweniidae.
GUCGAGAAUUUUGAAAAGGUGCAGAUUCGUAAUUGUACCAAAGGACACAAUAAAUUGACCCGAUUGACAGAUUAUGCUAGGAGCACAAUCAAAAUAGAACCACAGUGACUUAACAUCCAUUGAAUUGUGCCAGGGUGAACAUUUGGCACAAACCUCAAGAAUGUCACAGCCAACUGAAUCCCCCACCUUAAGUAAACUACUUCAAGACUAUAUGAUCAAAUUAUGCCAGGAAAAAAUAACACACUGCAAAAGUGUUGAGGUUGAUGGAAUAAUAUGUCUGCAGGCACAUCCUAAACAAAACCAACAACUUGCCAUUGCAAAGUUCCGAAACAAUGUUGUCUUUAAGGAGGCUCCGAAACGAAGAAGCAAGAAACCUAAAAAGCAACCAUAUUUGGGACCAAACCCAACUCAAAAUGAGGCAGAAAAUGUCCUAGAAACACUCCAUAAAAUGGUAGUUGAAAUAUGUAGCAAAAAUGUGAAGUUUCUAUCAACUUUAGAAAUAGAUGGCAUCAUAUGUUUGGAUCCUGAUUCUGACGAUCGAAAUUACACAUUAAAAUUACACGAAACAAUCAAAUAUGUAAAUGCCAAUAAUUUAGAAGAGCUUAACUUAUCCGUUGAUGAAUAUUCAACGGCAACACCAACACGGAUGAAAAUUACACCAACACUGUCAAAAACAGUCUCAACACAAACAAAACUUCUUAUGUCCACUGACCAAAUAACACAAACAAAAAAAGCACCCAAACCAAAGCGGACAAAAACUCUGAAACCAAUCAAAAGUCAUGAUAACCAGAGUGAACAAGCAGAACCAAUUACGCAUGGUGAUGAUAAUGGUGGAAGCUGUGAUGCCGUCAUAGAUGACCUUGGUGAAAAUGAACCAGUCGAUGAACAUCAGAAGAAAAAAAGGCUCAAAGGCUCUACAUUUGUCUCCCAAGCAAAAUUACAGUCAAGUACUGCAGGGCUUACAAAAACAUCUAAUGUUCCUCCAAAUGCGAAACAAGUCUUUGUUUAUGGUCGCAAACCUCUUCCAGGAGAGGUGAUUUCACAAACAGUAAAAGGACCAGUUACAAUAACCAAAGUCCAGGGACCCAUCCCCCUAAAAUCAGUAGCAGUGACCCCAAAUAAACCUGGAAACCCUCUUUCAGCCUCUAAAACCCCAAUAUCAGUCUCUGCCACUCCAGCUAAAUCUGGUCAGAGGUUGUUAGCCCCAAAACUAUGCCCAGCGACCCCAACUCAAGUCCAACCAGUAAUGUUGCUCCAAAAACCAGUUACAUCACCCUUUGUACAAGGGAGCCCUAUAGAUAUCUCAAAAUCAGCUUCUGUGACCCCAUGUCAAGGUCAGACCAAGUCAGGCCUAAAACCAGGCCCAGCAGUUGUACCUAAAGGUCAACCAAUCAUUUUGCUCCAAUCCCCAGCUACAACUUCUUCAAUUAAAGGUAAUGCAAAAUUAGCCCCACAAUUUGCCAAAUUAGCCCCACAAUUAGCCCCUGUGACCUCAACUAAAGGACAGCCCAAUUCAACUCCAAAACCAGGCUCUGUUAACUUAAAACAAGGUCAAAAUGUCAUUUUGGUUCAAAAGCCAUUCACAAAACCUUUAGUUCAAUGUAAUCCCAAGAAUGCCUCUAAACCAGCCACUGAAACCCCAGCCAUGUCACUCCCUGGGCAACCUUUAACACCAGCUCCAUUGACUACAACCCAAAGUCAGUCCUCUGUAGAAAAUCAGACUUCAAAUGCAUCGAAAAAAGCUGUUGUUGUGGAAACAGAAACAGAAAAGACACCAGCACCCUCAAUGGGUAGGGCAAUUAGUGUAUCCCAUAGUAGUGUCAUACCUUCAUCCCCUCAGCCUUCGACAAGCUUUCCGAAACCACUGCAGAGCAAGACUUCUCAACUGGGCCAACUGCAAAGCCUCUUUAGAAUAACCCCAACCUCUACACCUACCAAUAUAAAUAAAUAUCAGAACUACUAUGUCGCUGUGAGUCCAAGUAGAUCAACCAAGAGACCAGCUAUAUCAACGCAAGGAGCUGCCAUUACUACAACUCAUAGACCCAUAUUACCAAAAGAACCAGAAACCUCAAAUGAUGAACCGAAGGCGAAAAGAUUCAGAAGCUAUCGGCCCAAGAUUGACCGUACCUCAAUUCUCCCAUCAGAAUGUUAUAUGAUUCGUAACUGUGCAGAGUGUAAAAAAGACUUCAAAGAAUAUGAAGAAUAUGGCAAGCACAUGGAGGAGACACACAAUGUAGAGAAACCACACAAGUGCAUCUUUUGUAACAAGUCCUGGAAAAUGUUUUUUGAUUUAAAACUGCAUAUUAUGGAGCACUCAGCCGAAAUCUCCAAGAUGUCGAAACAGCUUAAGAAAGAAAAAAUAGUGAAAAUAGUUACUGGAGGAAAGGAAAAUAACAAAGACCCCAAAAAUGAAGAUGUAAAUCCAGAGAAAGAUAUUGAUAAUGAUGCAGAAGUACCAGAAACCUCAAAUGAUGAACCAAAGGCCAAAAAAUCUAGAAGUUACCGGCCCAAGAUUGACCGUACCUCAAUUCUCCCAUCAGAAUGUUAUAUGAUUCGUAACUGUGCAGAGUGUAAAAAAGACUUCAAAGAAUAUGAAGAAUAUGGCAAACACAUGGAAGAGACACACAAUGUAGAGAAACCACACAAGUGCAUCUUUUGUAACAAGUCCUGGAAAAUGCCAUUUGAUUUAAGAGUCCAUAUUAUGGAACACUCCGCCGAAAUCUCCAAGAUGUCGAAACAGCUUAAGAAACGGGGUGAGGUGAAAAUAGGUCCCAGAGGAAAAGAAAAUGACAACGACCCUGAAAAUGAAGAUGUUAAUCCAGAGAAAGAUAUUGAUAAUGAUGCAGAAGAAGAGGCGGAGGAAGACUACAAAGUCUAUACUCCAGGAGGCCCUAUUAAGAAAAAGACCAAGCUAGAGUCACUCAUGACGACAACAUGCACCAUUUGCAAGCUUCAAUUCGUUGACAAUCUGGCGUAUUCUCAUCAUAUGAGAACUAUACAUGACGUGAAGAAACCCCAGAAAUGUAAGCUUUGUAGCAAGACCUUUAGGGAACCCGCCACCCUAAAGAGGCAUAUUCGGAUGCAUCUCGGCCAGGUCAAGUUCAAGUGCCCGACCUGUCCAGCUAAAUUUAAGAAUAAACCAGAUCUGAAGAAUCACAUCCAGCAACAUUUGGUAAAAUCAAACCCCGCGGAGGGUAUUAACUCGACCAAAGCUAUCACAUUGAGAAGUAAACUCAUAAAACUGGAAUGUGCCAAUUGCAAACUCGUGUUUCUCAAGGAGAAACAGUUUGCCGCACAUAUGAAAACUGUACAUUCUGAAGAGAAACCAUUUAAAUGUAAUAUAUGUGGGCGUGGUUGCGCCACACGUACCUCAUUGGUCAAACAUGAAGUACUCCAUACUGGAGAAUAUCCGUUUAAAUGUGAACACUGCCCUAAGAAAUAUAUUAACCGUUCAGAUUUACUGGUUCAUCUACGUAAAAGACACAACAUCGAUACAUCUUUCGAUGAAAGUACUAUAAGUAAGAAAAAGGUAAACCCCAAAGUGUGUGAUAUAUGUGGUGCACUUUGUAAAAAUGGACUCAAAAGACAUAAGAAAUCAGCCCAUACUGCUUUAACGGAUGAUGGGACAUACCCAUGUGAUGUGUGCAAAAUGGAGUUUCAGACAGCCGAUAUGUAUACAAGUCACAUGUCUGUUAAUCACAACAUCUUUGAGGAAAGCACUAACAAUGGAGGUGCUCUUCCAACAUGCUAUUUGUGUCAGACAUUAUACCCAGAUAGGAAAGCCCUCAAGAACCACUGGAAUCUAAAGCAUAUGACUAAGAAAUGCGAGAGGUGUAACAUUAUAUUACCAAAUAAACGUGCCUACAGGACUCACUUGCAGGACGUACAUGACGAAAAGAUCUUAUGUGACUUAUGCGGGAAACAGUCUGGUUCGUUAAAUGAUCUUAAAGAACAUAGAAAAAUUCAUUUUCAUAUAACCCCUGAUGUCCAGUGUGAAAUAUGUCACAAGAUGUUUCAUCGCCGUAGCAACCUGAACCGACACAUCCGUUUGACACACAGCACUAGUAGCAGGAUUGUCCCAAGAUCUGGUAUCGCCUUAAGGAAUGUCCUUGCAUCUGUGAAUUUCAUUCAUCUGGAUGACAAUACAAUCCAAUGCCCAGAAUGUUUUACAGUUUGUGGUAGCAGAUCUUUAGCGAAAAGCCACUAUAUAAGCUUCCACACACGUCGUGGUCCCCCGCAUCGCGCCAAGUGUCCCAUAUGUGAUAAGGAGUUCCAUAGUAAGCCGGCUUUGAAUAGACAUCUUAGGAAUAUACAUGGCUGGCAUAAGACAUUUGACAAAACGGACUGGAGUGAGAUCACAAUUAUAUCAAAAAAUGAACCAAUCGAGAGAGAGGAAACUGUAGCAGCUUCAAAUAUGUUUGAACAAAUGUAA